AUGAUCAACUUGUCGUCACCCAGGAGCCGUCAGAACAGGAGUUGCCAGGGUCUGGUGCCCAAUGCUGUGUCGAGACACGAGCUGACAUACUCCUACACUAGUGUGAGCGGCAGACAGGGUGACGCUGGCAGGCCGCCAUCUCUGGACCUGUCCGCUGAUCACCAGCACUGCGGACGUCAAGUCUACCAGUCUAAAUAUACCCUCGUCCACAUCAUUAAUAUGAGCGGUGGUCGCGUGUUGGCACACUCUGUGUACUGUGCCCUGUGCUCGCGUCUGUUCCGAGCUGGACCGGCCGCUGACAGCUGA
Molecule: messenger RNA, 306 nt
Organism: Danaus chrysippus (African queen)
Lineage: Eukaryota; Metazoa; Arthropoda; Insecta; Lepidoptera; Nymphalidae
Source: the annotation of a GenBank genome assembly